This is a messenger RNA of Silurus meridionalis, 1048 nucleotides long. It is a transcript of the gene tal2, whose product is annotated as T-cell acute lymphocytic leukemia 2. The transcript is spliced from 2 exons. Gene Ontology annotation, molecular function: protein dimerization activity; DNA-binding transcription factor activity, RNA polymerase II-specific; RNA polymerase II cis-regulatory region sequence-specific DNA binding. Bases 736 to 1047 code for a protein of 103 amino acids. The record is from RefSeq and is a predicted model, not a curated record. NCBI's taxonomy places the organism in Eukaryota, Metazoa, Chordata, Actinopteri, Siluriformes, Siluridae. Gene Ontology annotation, biological process: regulation of transcription by RNA polymerase II.
UUCAGAACAUCUGCAGCAGCUGCACAACACAUAAAGGAUGUUUGUUCUAAAUGAAUAGACAAAGUCUCGACCCUGUGCUCAGGCAGGAACUAAUAAUAAUAAUCAUUGUAGUUUCACAGGCAGAAUCUCCAGGACCUCAAAUUUCACAAACACACUCUAGAAGCUUUACUGUAAUCACCACAAUCAAAUCUAAUGGGAUUAGACCGUAUUAAUAAAAGUCAUUCACAAAAGAUAAAACCUUCAUCUCUAAUUAUUCAUUUGUUUCAAUUUAAGCAUAAUUAUUUGAGUUCAUUUAAAUAUUCUACAGAACAAAAAAUUUUACUUUGUACUUUGGGUUAAAACCUUCAGAUACUCUUUAUAUAUUGUGUUAAUACUGGCAGCUGUAAAUAAGUGUGUGUGUGUGUGUGUGUGUGUGUGUGUGCGUGUGUGUGUGUGUCAGGACAAAUACAAUACAGCUGUAAAAUUCAUAAGCCUUCGCUGGUACUUCCGUCCUCCCCCUCCGUUCCUCCCUCUGUGGCUAUUCUUUCUUUUCUCUGAGAGCAUGUCUGUGUCAGAGCUCAGAGUCUCUGUAAGGCUCACAGUGAGAAGAUCCACUGACCGGAGACUGUCUGAACAUCACAGUGUGAGGGACACACUGACCGGUGUCUUUCAGCAGCUCACAGUGAGAGGACACAGUGUCCCCCUGACUACCACGAACCCUUCAGCACCGUCGUUUUUCAGAGACACACUCCCAGCAUGACUCGUAAGGUGCUCAGUAACACUCGUGAGCGCUGGCGUCAGCAGAGCGUUAACACGGCGUUUGCUGAACUCAGGAAGCUCAUCCCGACUCAUCCUCCUGAGAAAAAGCUGAGCAAGAACGAGAUCCUGAGACUGGCCAUGCGCUACAUCACAUUCCUGCUCACGCUGCUGGAGAACCAGAGAGACGGAGAAACAGAACAUUCGUCCUCCACGCUCAUCACACUCAUCACGGGGAACAUGAGGAACCUGAGCUCACAGUCUGAAACACACUCACCUGGAUCCAGCAGUGAUGGGGCAGAGAGCUGGUAGA